UCCUCUUGCCCUGUCCAUGUUCAUGUGUUAUCAGACACAUGCUUGGGCGGAUGCAAAUAUGUGGCAGGGUGCACAAACAUAUGCACUCGGCUAUAAACAGGAAAUACAGGCUUUCCUUGUGCUCGUGCUGGCACCCAACAGCUUGUUUUUAGUGCAUUACUUUAAGAUUUCACGACGGAUUUGAAUCGUGAUUUCGUGGUGCUGCUGUUGAAACAUCUGUCGGGGAGAAAAUGGCAGCUGGUUCCGGAAGCGACAGGAACAACGAGGAGUGGAUGAAAACUUUACCUGAAGAACUGUGGGACAUUCCUUUAACCAGCCUCGCUAUACCAGGGAGUCAUGAUGCCAUGAGCUACUGUCUGGAUAUCACCUCUCCACUCCUCCGAUCCGAGUCUGACUCCUUUAGACUCCUGGACAGAGUUUUCUACUGUUUUACCCGCCCCAUCAUUUACAAAUGGGCUACUACCCAGGUAAAAAAUAUCAUACAGCAACUACAAGCUGGUGUCCGAUACUUUGACCUUCGAAUUGCCCACAAACAGAAUGACAUGUCACCUGACCUUUACUUCACUCAUGUGAUCUACACCCAAGUGACAGUUGUGGACACUCUGAACACCGUCGCCGCAUGGCUCUCGGCGCACCCCAAAGAGGUCAUCAUCCUCAGCUGCAGUCAUUUUGAGGGCUUGAGUGAAGAUCUGCACGAGGAAUUUAUUUAUUCGCUCAAGAAGAUCUUUGGCUCUAAACUGUGUCCUUCUAAAGCUGAUGUAACCCUACGAGGCUUGUGGUCAUCAGGAUAUCAGGUGGUGCUGUCAUACGAGGACCAGACAGCAGAACAUCAUAAAGAGCUGUGGCCUGCAAUCCCAUACUGGUGGGCGAACACGGCCAAGGCCGAGGAACUGCUCCAAUAUCUCGACUCGCAGAAACAUCUCAGUCGUCCAGACGGCUUCUUCGUCACAGGCCUGAACUUGACCGCAGACCGAUGCUUCAUCGCCUCCAACCCGCACAUCUCCCUGCGGACUUUAACCACGGAUCAUUGGGAGUGUGUGAGGAGAUGGUUGGAGAAGCAGAAACCCGGUGCUGACUCGACAAGCCUCAACAUCAUCGCAGGAGAUUUUAUAGGGUCGAAUCCUCUGUGCUCCAUCAUCAUCGCUCUGAAUAAAAAACUGCUCAAGCACAGAGAGCCUUAAAGGUGGACGGGUGAAGUGUUCAAUCUGCCUCGGUGGAGGAAUUUCGCUCAGUAAACUUUUACAGGAACAGAGACUCGGUUACUUUUGUACAAUUUUAUUUACUUGGUUUAUACAGUGUGUGAUAUAUGAAAACUUUUCAUAAAUAAAUAUUUACCUAGUGUCAGAAAGAGGACAAACACACGCCUCAGGGGUGUGUGUGUGUGGUGUUAUGCCGCGUGAGCAGGAACAGCUUCCUAUAGCGUCCGUAUGCUGCGGCGCUGAUCACCACCUUGACGUUGGCCGUACAGUCGUCAUCUCCAUCAUGCACUUCCUGAACCGUGGCUUCCUUAUACAGCCACCUGCGUACACACACACACAUCAUUCUGACGUUAUUAAAGGGACGAUGCGUGAUCUAUCCGCCGCCGUCGAUAGGUAGGGUGUGUGAUUUGCCUGCACUGAGAAAACGUAUUUACUCCAAACUCACUUGUGUUAUAAGUCUAACCAUACGUUCAUGUUAACCAGCAACAAAUAUCCAUUCAUUUAAUCUGAAUUUCUCAAUUCCCAGCAUAUUAGACGUCAAAUCCGAAUGAUGGGCUUGAAUGAUUCUGAGAACCAAUCAUGUCUGACUUUCCUCCAGUUCCCUGCUCACAACUUUAGUUCCUGCUUCCUGCAAAAAACGAAGAAAAAACAAAACUUAUCGCUAUGGUUUAAUCUUAUUGUCACAUAACCUUUCACUAAAUGUGUUUAUAUUGCGAUGGCGAUGCAUCGGUCACCUCAGGCUGCUGCCGCAAAGCCAAAGCAGUCUAAGAUUUCUGCGUUUUUCUCCCUUGGCACCGUCGACCACCCUGAGCGGUUUGAGCCAGUGAAGGUGGAGGAGGCUCAGGACACUGAUGUGACGUACGGUACAGAGCUGUAGUCUAAGGAGUUGACAAAUGCUGCAUGUUGCCAGUCUUGUUUUUUGAUGUUAGGCCAUGACUUAUGUGGUAACUAACUAUAGUCAGCUUCGCUUCUAGACCAGGGAUGAGCACAGUAGGGGGAAAAAAAAAAAAACCACUCUUUUCAAGGCUGUAACUUGUAUUAAUCUUAACCAAAGUGACUAGAUCCAUCACAAGUUUCAGUCUUCAUCAGUAGAUGCUGAAAAUGCUGACCCACAUAUUUCAUGAUAUUUCAGUGAAUCCAGGUAGAAGGGCUAUUUGAACUCUUGACUACAUCUCUUUCCGUCCUGGUUGACAACACUGAGGCUGAAAGGUUCUUCAGCUGUAGCAACAGAAUAAAGGUCAGCCUCUGCAACCAACUUAGUACUCAACCGCCUUGUUCGUCUAAGCUAUACCAUUGAGGACUUCCCAUUUGAGGAAGCUACAGAACUUUUCAUGCAACCUCAUCUGAGGUGUGUGUGAAAUCUCACGCUCAACGUGUCCAUGUAAAGGUUAGCUUCUGUGGUUCGGACAGCCGUUACCGAUUUACCACACCAUGCUAAUCAGGACUGAGCAUUGCAAAAUUACGCACAAAGGCCACAUCAUGUGCUAUAAAAUAAAGAAUUUUCUUGAAACGAUUUGAGUCGACCAAUUCCUUUUUCAGAAAUUCACUACCGAAAACACUAUUUUAAGAGCUUCUCCCAACUGCUUUUUCAUGCCAAGGUUGCACCAGAGGGCCCCAAAUUUUAGGGAUGGGUAGCACGAGAAUUUUUGUAUCGUGAUACAUGAUCAGCGUAUCAUGAUGUUUUAGUGUAAGAAUGGCAUUUCUUUUCUUUAAGCAAAACAAUUAAGGAAACAAAUGUAAUCAUUAUUAAACACACUGCAAAAAAUGGCCUUUCAAAAAUAAGAAAUAAAAGAUUAAAACAAAGCAUAUUUGCUUGAAUCAGGUGAAAAAAAUCUGCCAAUGGAACUAGUCAAAUUUGACUUGGUAAGAUUUCUUAAAGUAAGAUGAAAAAUCUAACCUGUUUUUAGAUGAAAUAAUUCCAAAAUAAGAUCGGGGAACUUACUAUGCGAGAUCUGAUUAACUCAAAAUAAUCAAAAUAGUUCUUAUAACAAGAUCGCACUUCUUACAUUUAGCCAUUCAAGUCAUUUUUAUUUAUUUCAUUUUAAGGGUAUUUCACUUAAAUUCAUGACAAAGUCUUAGCAGUAAAAACUGAAUUUAAGAUAAAUAUACUGCACAGCAGCUUAUGGAAACAAUCACAACCGAAAUGAAUAAAUUAAAAAGGUGGUUUAUUGUAAACAAAUUGUCAUUGAAUUUGAGUAAAACAAAGAUUAUGUUAUUUGGAAAAUAUAAGUCGAACCCUCAAGUUGAAUUGAAAAUUGACAACAUAACCAUAGAAAGAGUUUAUGAAAUAAAAUUUCUGGGUGUGAUUGUUGAUCAUAAAAUCUGCUGGAAACCGCAUAUUAAUCAUGUUAAAGCAAAAAUAGCAAAGAUUACUGCAAUUUUGGGGAAAUCAAGACACAUUCUGGACUAUAAAUCACUACAUACUCUGUAUAAUGCACUCAUAUUUCCAUAUCUGAGCUACUGUGUGGAGAUAUGGGGUAAUACCUACAAAUCUAACCUGCAGCCGUUAUCCACAUUACAAAAAAGAGCAAUAAGAAUCGUCAAUAAUACGGGAGAUCUUGAGCAUACAAACGCAUUAUUCGUAAAAGCAAACACUCUGAAAUUCACGGAUCUGGUUAAACACAAGACUGCACAAAUUAUGUAUAAAGCAAGACAUAACCUUCUUCCGGGUGAGGUACAAAAUACGUUUAUGGAAAGGCAGGGUGGGUAUAACCUGAGAGGGGAAAUGAAUUUUAAGAGAGUAAAUGUUAGAACAACUAUGAAAAGUAUGUGCAUAACAGUCUGUGGGGUGAAAUUGUGGAAUGGUCUGGAUAAUGAGCUCAAAAAUAGCACCAACAUAAAACUGUUUAAAAAAUUAUAUAAAAACAUGUUACUAAAAAUAUAUAUGAGAAUGAGGACAGGCAGACUAUAUAGGUGAUGAUGAAAUUGAGAGCAAGUCUGUGACUGGUCUUCUUGUAUUUUGUAUAUAGUUAUAGGUAAGUGUAUAUGUAUGUUCUGUAUAUAUGUAUUGUACGUGUGUAUAUAUGCAUAACAUAAGUAUCUGUAUAUAUGAUUUGAUUUGGUCGAUAUUAUACCAUGUCGGUAUGUCUUGGUAUGUUGGUAUGUUUUCUUUUUGUUUGUUGCUUUUGUAUAUAUAGUUUAUUAUGGUGGAAAGUGACAUUUGAUUAGCGGUGGUAUAGAGGGUUAGGAUUGGAUAAGUUAUUACUUCUUCCUAAUCCUUUCCGAACAUUAUUGUGUUACUGCCUUGUGGCUACGCUAUUCUGUUUGUUUAUGACGAUGUUUUGAUUAUUAUAUUUUUUAUUUAAUUUUUUUUUAUAUCUUCUUUAUUGUUCAGAAUAAAGUAAUCAAUCAAUCAA
Neoarius graeffei (lesser salmon catfish) is the source of this 4555-nucleotide messenger RNA. RefSeq names its product PI-PLC X domain-containing protein 1 (gene plcxd1.2). Bases 231 to 1181 code for a protein of 316 amino acids. Gene Ontology annotation, molecular function: phosphoric diester hydrolase activity. Lineage: Eukaryota; Metazoa; Chordata; Actinopteri; Siluriformes; Ariidae. The transcript has 6 exons. The record is from RefSeq and is a predicted model, not a curated record. Gene Ontology annotation, biological process: lipid metabolic process.